This is a messenger RNA of Wasmannia auropunctata (little fire ant), 1038 nucleotides long. RefSeq names its product vacuolar protein sorting-associated protein 29 (gene Vps29). Gene Ontology annotation, cellular component: retromer complex; endosome. The transcript is spliced from 4 exons. Gene Ontology annotation, biological process: intracellular protein transport; retrograde transport, endosome to Golgi. Bases 277 to 825 code for a protein of 182 amino acids. Lineage: Eukaryota; Metazoa; Arthropoda; Insecta; Hymenoptera; Formicidae. The record is from RefSeq and is a predicted model, not a curated record.
CCGGAGAUCCAAAGCCCACAGUCUUCGAUCUAGAUCGACAUACUGCAUAUUUUAUUAAUUUUUUUAAGUCGCAAAUUAUUAUAUAUCGGUAAAUAUUCAAACAUUUCGAUACGAAAUUUCGCGUUUCGAUAAUCUUCCGCUAUUGUCACGUAUGUACACUUCCGGUGUCAUGUUUGACGUUUCUGCCUCCUGUGUUUUAUGUUAUUAGCAAUUAUUGAUAUCGUGAGAUUAUAAGUAUCGAAAUAUAUUAGUUUAAGUAUUUAAUUUACGAAAACCAUGCUUGUGUUAGUAUUGGGGGACCUGCACAUUCCACACAGAUGUAGUAGUCUCCCAAGUAAAUUUAAGAAGCUGCUAGUACCGGGAAGAAUACAGCAUAUCUUAUGCACUGGUAAUCUUUGCACGAAGGAGUCCUAUGAUUAUCUCAAGACGCUAGCUAGUGAUGUACAUGUGGUCAGAGGAGAUUUCGACGAAAAUCUAAAUUAUCCAGAACAGAAAGUAGUUACUGUAGGCCAGUUCAGAAUAGGCCUUUCCCAUGGGCAUCAAGUGGUACCAUGGGGUGAUCCAGAAUCCUUAGCCUUGAUACAGAGACAAUUAGAUGUUGAUAUUCUCAUAUCUGGACACACGCAUAAAUUUGAAGCCUACGAGCAUGAAAAUAAAUUCUACAUCAAUCCUGGAUCAGCUACUGGAGCUUACAAUCCUCUGGAUACGUCAGUUAUACCAUCAUUCGUACUAAUGGACAUUCAAAGUUCAACAGUGGUUACGUAUGUGUAUCAGCUGGUCGGAGAUGAGGUUAAAGUGGAAAGAAUUGAAUAUAAAAAGAGUUAGAGCCACUGGAAUCUCUUGAAUAUCUAUUAUGGAUUAUACCUGAAAUUUAAUAAGAAUGCAUUAUGUGCAUGAAUUCAACAUUUUCCGGGUACUAUUAAUCUCUAUCUCGGAUUAAUUGAUUAAUUAGCAUUAAGCGUGAUUAUUAAAUCGUAUAUUUGUUGUAAAUAAAGUGGUAUCAAUAUUAUAUACAUAAAGUUCUCUCGGAAUUGAAAA